This is a messenger RNA of Paralichthys olivaceus (Japanese flounder), 4155 nucleotides long. Lineage: Eukaryota; Metazoa; Chordata; Actinopteri; Pleuronectiformes; Paralichthyidae. The record is from RefSeq and is a predicted model, not a curated record.
UCCGCUAGGUGUCGCUAGUGCCCGUGUCUGUGGGCUGGUGGCAAGGCCGGGGGGGGGGCGGCAGCUGUGUGUGCGUACAUGUGCGUGUGCGUGUGGGAGAGCAGCAGCAGCAGCAGCAGGGGGAACUUGAAAACUUCGCAGCGUUCAGCGGAGGGAGACGCUCGAGCAGGAGCUGAGGCGGCUGCUCACAGUCCAUCUGCGGUCGACAGAGCAGCAGCGGUCCGGCGCAGCAGCGGAACCAUUUCCGGCACAACAUGGAUGAUUUGGAUGCUUUGUUGGCGGACCUUGAGUCCACAACAUCCUACAUUUCCAAGCGUCCACUCUUGUCUGACGAUAGCGCCUACUCCAUCCCUGUCGGGGGUGAGACAGAGCGAGACAUCUGCUCUCCACCACAAGUCCCUACCACUCCCUCUGAGCAAGCCCUGAACGGACUGGAUGAAACAGAGUCCUUCAGCUCAGCUCAGAGAGGUCCCUGGUCUAGAGAAAGCAGCAGUCCAACCCAACCCACUGGUGAGGAGGACCACGUAUACAGUUUCCCUAAUAAGCAGAAGAGUAGUGAGUUAUCAGCUGUUGCCAUGAACUCAACUUUGGGCAGCAACCUGUCUGAGCUUGAUCGUCUCCUGUUGGAGCUCAAUGCUGUCCAGCAAAGCACUCCUGCCUACCCCACAGAAGAAGAAGCAGCUCCACCACUGCCUGCCAGCUGUAUCAUCCACCACAUCCACGAGAAUGGAGUCUCUACUGCUGGCAAGGCAGGACCACCUGAUUUGGAGAAGCCCAAGCGGGGUGCGACUCGGGGAAUAGAGGACGUACGACCAAGUGUAGAGAGCCUUCUAGAUGAGCUGGAAAGUUCUGUGCCCUCACCCAUUCCCAAACCUUUGGUGUUGUCAGAUGAACAAACAGAGGGACAAGAGGAAACACCAGCACAGCAACACGCCAGAAUGUCUGCCUCCUCUGCCACACGAGAGCUGGAUGAGCUCAUGGCCUCCCUGUCUGACUUUAAAGUCCAAAGCAAUUCUGGCUCUCAGUUGUCUGUAAAUCAGGAGGCACUAGACCCCUCACUUCAAUCAGAAACCACCCCAUCUAUAAAUCCUAAUGCUUGCUCACUGGAUACUCUUAUACUUUCUAGUUACACUACUCCCUCCUGUACACCUCUUCCACUUGAACUCCAUAUAGAUGAAGAUGGUAGUUCGGCCCAUACCACUUCAGCGGGUUCCACAGUAGUAACUGCAUCAUCCAAGUACUCCCAGAUCCAACAGAAAGGUGAUGGUGUCAGUGUCCCCUCUGAUAGCUCUCAUGUGGAGAGCCUCAGCGUCUCCAGUAGUAAAGUAGACAGCUCAAUGCAGAUGUCAACCUCUAGGAUCAUUGCUAGUAAAGUCUCAUGUCCAGCUGGAAAUACUCCAGUUACUGUUGGUGGAAGUUCUAGUCCAGGUCCUGCUGCCCAGAGCUCCAGUCCAGUGGUAGUUUCCAAAAGCCCUAGUCCUGUUACUGUGUCUAAAUCUAGUCCCAUUCUAAGAGCCAAGAGUCCCAGUCCACCUGAUCUUAAAUGCUCCAAUCUAAGUCAGUCUUCAGAGAAUCCAACUCAAGUUUCCAUAAGUCAAAGUUCAGAAGCAGCUGCAAAGAAUCAAAGUCCAGUGACAAUCCGAACAAGUCCAGAAGUAGUGCCUAUGACUGUGAGUCCAGUGACAGUCCCAAGGCUUUCAAGUCCAGUACCAAAAUGUGCAAGUCCAGUGACAGUCCGAAAUCUCUCUAGUUCAAUAACUGUCCCAAAGAGUGCUAGUCCUGAAAUGGCUCCUAAGAGUGCAAGUUCAGUGUCACUACAAAGAGUUUCAAGUCCUGUGACAAUCCCUCAUAUCGCCAGCUCACCAUCUGUACCUAAGAGUUCUAGUCCUGAAACAAUUCAAAAUAAUCCUUCUCCAACAAUAUCGCCAAGACUUUCAAGUCCAGUAACAGUUCCAAAGAAUGAAUCUGCAGUUCCUACGAGUCCUGUGUUGAACAUUAGAAAAACAAUCACAGUGUCAGGCACCAGUAGUCCCAGAGCUUCACCUAUUUCACUUGCUGCAGUACCAUCAAAUAGUCUGUCUCCCCCAACCACAGCAAACCACGCAGGUGAUGGUCUGUAUUUAACAUGGCCAUGCCGUGAGCCUUUUUUGGAUGAUGCUUUAGACAGACUGUUAACAUAUGACUCCCCCCAAUUGGGUGAGCACCAGCCACCUGCUCCCUUUAUGCCUGGAGAUGAAGACAGAUCAUGGGAGGAGGAAGAUGGGACUUACCCCGAUCUGAGCCGAGAGGGAACCCUUACACCCAUGACUGAGUCCAGCUGGAUGGACGAGUGUUUCACCCCCUCCACCUGCCCUGGGACGCCAGAUGCAACGUUGGACCUGCCCUCACAGCAGCCCUCUGCUGUGGAGCGUCUAUCUGCCUCUGGCCAACUCAAGUCAGUUAUCCGCCGUACCAAAGAGACUACCAAUGUGCAUCCGAUGUUCAGGGAGGGGCUGUUGCGGCGUAAAAUGGGACCAAUCAUUGUGAACAAAAGCAACUCGCAAGAUCGACUCAUUGAGGAGCUGCAGGGGAAACUGGGGAUAGGGCGAAUGGAGCGCCGGCGCAAACAACAGCCAGAUGACUGGCUGGCGGAGGGAGUCAUUGUAAUGUCUAACCCACAGCGAACACGUGAAGAAGCGGCCCGGCCAGCUGUGAAUAAGAUCCUCAUCCCUCCUGAGCCAUCUUCCCCACAGAGAAAAGUCCUGCCCCCUCCGCAAUCACCCCCAGCACCCAAAAAGCCACCCCCUGUCAAGCAGACUCCUCCACCACUACCUCCUCCCCCCCCAACCCCUCCUCCUCCUCGAGAACCCACCCCUCCAUCCCCCAAAGAGCCAACUCCUCCCCCCAGGGAGCCCACGCCUCCCCCUAGGGAGCCCACGCCUCCCCCUUUCCAGCCCCCUCCCUCGCCUAGCCCCCCUCCCAAGCCUGUCACGCCACCUCCGCCUCCCAAGGUCUUUGUAUCAGUGGGGUGUCAAACCGACUACGACCCAAUCUUCCCACCAAUGCAGGCAUGGAUCAUGUCUUCAUCUGUCCCUGUCCUCUUCUCUGACCUAUUACUCUCUUUCCACUUUCUCUCACUCUUGAACUGUUUGACUCUCUGUUUACAGAUUGUUUAUUCAUUCAGUUGAAAUCCAAGUAGUUGUAUAACCUCAGUAUAAGUGUGAACUACAAACAUUGUCUGGUCAUCGAAUUUGUCACCUGGUGUCCGUUCCUGCCACAUUGCAGUAGAUACCCUCUUUAAAGCUUUGUCUGAAAUCCAGUCAGUCCACGUUAUGAGGGGUGCUGACAUUCAGGCCAUUGAGACUGAGCUCCCUUUUCUAAUUCUAACAUCUGAUGGCGCCAGGAGCUGUGUGUUCAGAGUGGAGUGGCGAGUUUAAGAGCUUAGAGUCAAGCAGAGUGUAACCUGCCCAUGUUCCCGUUACACUUACUGUCCUGUCAUGAGCAGGAAUGGUAAACUCGCGGUGCAACUGAAACCUAAUCUGCCACAUGACAGCACAGUUACCACCACAAUUAUAGCAUCUCCCACUGGACUUCCGUCAACAGGUCCCACUAGGUUAGACACCAGUGUGUCCUUGUUGAAUACCGUGUAACCUCAAGUCUUUUAGAAGUAGCUUUACACUUGUGGAGAGGUGGAUUGACAUGAGCCGCAUAAUAUAAGUGCAUAUGUAUUUGGUCAAGGGUAAGGUGUGUGUGUGUGCGUGUGCAUGCGUGUCUGUGUGUGAGUGAGAGAGAAUUUAUAAGCAGAGAUGCUAUUUUCUCUCAGUGGAAUGUAGGAGUCAUGAAGCUCCAAUGACCACACCAUCUGAGAAGGUCUGUUUGCUUUCAUUACAGAAGCCAAAUGCACAUUCACAUACAACAUCAAACACUGGAAACAUGGACUAUGUUAUAUCAAAUUAUACUUAUCCAUUAGCCUUGGUAUUCUCUUUAAUUUAGUUGUAGUUAGCUUUAGUGUCAUACUGUUAAAUAUUCAUUUGUACAACAUUUUCUAUAUGUAUUCUAAAUAUUUCUAUUCCUUAGAAGUGUAAGCAUGUCUUCUUUGUUUCUGUUGCCUUAUAGACUUCAUAGACUGAAUAUCAGAAGCGUCAAUGUAGGAUUACUGAGUGCAGUGCCAUUAAU